Molecule: messenger RNA, 1024 nt
Organism: Epinephelus lanceolatus (giant grouper)
Lineage: Eukaryota; Metazoa; Chordata; Actinopteri; Perciformes; Serranidae
Gene: timm22
Product: translocase of inner mitochondrial membrane 22 homolog (yeast)
Biological process (GO): protein insertion into mitochondrial inner membrane
Cellular component (GO): TIM22 mitochondrial import inner membrane insertion complex
Molecular function (GO): transmembrane protein transporter activity
Source: RefSeq, a predicted model, not a curated record
GUCAUUGAGAAACAUGGCCGCCUCCACGGGAGCUACGAACGUUGCUGCCUCCGAUUUACAAGAUCCUUCUCCGGCGGGUCCGAGCAUGGACAGUCCACCGCUUCAGUACAGUCUGAUCCUGGAGCACCUGAUCGGGGACAAGAGGCCCAUAAAGGAGCUGAGUCCCGGUGUCAUGGGGGGGCUGCCGGUGCCCGUGAAAACCGACGAGCAGAAGAUGAUCGAGAGGGGCAUGGAGAGCUGCGCCUUCAAGUCUGUGCUGGCCUGUGUGGGAGGUUUUGUCCUCGGAGGAGCUUUUGGUGUUUUCACAGCCGGCAUCGAUACCAAUGUUGGUAUUGAUCCCAAAGACCCUCUGAGAACUCCGACAGCACGAGAAGUACUCAAAGACAUGGGCCAGAGGGGGAUGUCCUACGCCAAGAACUUUGCAAUCGUGGGCGCCAUGUUCUCCUGCACAGAGUGCAUCAUAGAAUCACACAGAGGUAAAUCUGACUGGAAGAACGCCGUGUACAGUGGCUGUGUUACUGGAGGAGCCAUCGGAUUUCGUGCUGGUCUGAAGGCCGGGGUGCUGGGAUGUGGAGGCUUCGCUGCAUUCUCUGCUGCCAUCGAAUAUUAUUUACGGUGAACCACCAAAGAGUGGCUCUGUGGACUCAAUGGAUUCACAUGUGGGAAAUCCAGCUUGUGAAUAUUUACCUGCACAUGUAGGAUUGCUGCAUAAGAAGAACUGAUGUAUUCGGUGGAAGGGGCAGGAUUUUUGUUGGUAAAAGACCUGUGUUACUUUUACUAUAUGGACAGUUUGAGCACAGCAAAGCAGCUUCAUGUGGAGAAACUGAGCAGAGUGGAUCUGCUUCUGUGUUGAAGGUUUUAAGGAUGAGAUGAAAAUGUUGAACCCAAUUCACCUCCAUUCUGAGCCACGACCAACUCAAAUGGGACUCAGAUAAACGCUGUUAUUCAUUAUUAGAAUAAUGUGUCUACUCAACUAAUCUACAUCAGAAUUAUUUAUAUGAAUAAAGAUGUUUUUGUUAACUUG